GGCUCCCCACCUGAGCGUGUGGCUCUGUAGGAGAGCAGGCACCGUGGCCCUGGCUACCAGCAGCAUGCUUCGGCAAGGUGUGGUGCUGUACCUGUGUGCAUUCGCUGUCUGGUGUGUUGUGAGGGUGUGCUGGUGAGAGGAGGUUGCAAAAGAAAGCUGCCUUUGUGAGGUCGGGUUAUCCUGCUGCUCCUGAUCCAAGCAAAGGCAUCACCUUGGCUGUUUUUCCUCAAGAACUGUUGACACUCAGCAACUGCUCCGGACGGAUGUCCCCGGUGUGAGGCCCCAGCUCCCGUACCAUGUACCAGUCCGCCUUCGUGCCGCGGGAGUUCUGCCCGGCCGUCGUCCCGCCGCCCGCCUACACCUACCUGCCCCUACGGGCGGGGAGAGCAGAAGAGGCCGCCAGCUCCGUGAUGUUCCCCCCCAUCCACAUGCACAACUUCUACAGCCGCCCCAUCACCUUCGUGGUGGACAGGAACGGCUACCCUGACUAUGCGGGAGGCCAGGUGGAGUAUCAUCACCUCUACGGUGCCUCCCACCCCUACUUCCCCCCGUACUACGCCUGGCACUUCCCCCCUGUGCUCCCCAUCCCUCUGUACAACCCCUAUCCAAGCUACAGUCCCUAUGCCGCCUACCAGAGGGCGGAUCAGUAUCGAGACACGUGGCCGGAAGGCUUCACGAUGAGAGGGGAGCUUCAGUGGGGGAAGCUUGGGAAGGUGUUUGGGCCGAGGAAAGAGCUCCCAGAAUUUGUGAAGGAUGAUCUGCGGAGGGUUUAUGGCACCUACCCACGGACCAGCGUCUCCAUAACCUACCGGAAAGGGGAGUUCUUGGUCAAGGGAGACCCCAAGGUAGGAGAGCAGGAAUAUACGGUGGAAAACAAGGUCAUCCAGAGGGCCCUGACCCCCAGCGCCAGCGAGGCAGACGACAGCAGCGAGGACCGGAAUCGGAAGAAGAAAAAGAAACCGCGACACUGAUGCGGCCUGUCACCCCAGGGACAGAUGCUCCGGAGCCCCCGUGGGAGCCAGCUGGCAGCAGCUCUCGGUGCAGCCGGGAAGUAGCGCAAGCAACGGGUGCCCCCACUGGCUCCUAACUGCUCCCCCUCCUCCACGAGCUUGCGGCAGCUUCACCCCGUCUGAUGCACGACGCCCGUCCUGUGAAGAAACCACCUGGCACUUGACUCUCUGUCGGGCCGGCUCUUCGGUCCCGGUUUUGUAACGAACAUUUGCUUCCCACUGGUUUGGUUGAGUGGUCACGGUCUGGUGAGGGGAUCCCCAGGCAGCAGCCCUUGCCCAGAAGCUGGGCCUCUUCCCACCCUGUCCGAGGGAGGUUCCUGGAAGCCGGGUCCCUUCCUGGCACUCAUCUGAGGAGAUGGAAUCUGGAUUUCCUCCAAGUCGGAGGCAGCGCAGGUCCAGAGGGGAGAGCAGUUCUUAGGCACUGUAAAGAGCAAUUGUCUGCACAUCUCGUCACUGGUUUAUGGCCACACCGCUGUGCUUACUCACGGUGUGACGCCUCCGCGCGGCACUUCCCUACACGCUGGCAGAAGAUCUCGGUGUCCCCAUCCCCUUACACUUGGUGACCUGGUGCUCGUUUCUCCUGGCCGUGUGUCCUCGCUGAAACUGCUGCUGGAGGCCCUGCUCCGGCUCUGGCUCGGCUCUGCUCGGAGGUGCUGGCUCGCUGCUGAGGCUCCUGGAGCUGCAGCACCUCCACGGAUGGGUCUCCUGGGAGGGGGCCUGAGCUGUGCUGGAAACCCCGAGGGGUGUGAGGGGCUGGGGCUGAGUCUGACUUGCUUGUGAACUUCUGUACCUUUUAAAUGAUUAUAAAUAAACAAUAAAAAACCAAAUGCAAAUAGUUAAAUUCCUGCUUUUUAGCUGCCUGACUGCAGUCUGCUGCAAACAGCUCGCUACCUGUUCUGGCACCUUUCUGUGAAGUCAGGAGCUCGACCCAUGCAGCUCAUCCCUUCAGCUGUCUCCUAAUUUUCCUGGCUCGUAACUGAGCCCCCAGUCCCCAGUGGGAUGCCAUGGAGACGUAGUCCCCGACUCACACGUCCUCACAAUUUAGUUGCUGUGUUCGAUGUGCUUCUCAGGCUGCUUUGAGAUUCUGCUUUUGCUCACCAUCAGCACGGCAAAGGAGGGAGCCUGGGAGGGACGCACUUGGGGGCCCUCAGUGGCUCUGAAUUACUGCAAAGGAAAAGCAAGUGGAUGCAUUACCUAAACAAAUGCAACAGCUCUGCUUGCUUAAGCAAUUGCCAGAACAGCUCAGCAACGAUCUGGAUUUCCCCUUCCCCAAUUGGUUUCUUCGAAACGGGUGAGCUCUGCUGCUAGAGAAAGCAGUGAGAGGCCUGAACCAG
Cygnus olor (mute swan) is the source of this 2344-nucleotide messenger RNA. It is a transcript of the gene C7H10orf95, whose product is annotated as chromosome 7 C10orf95 homolog. Lineage: Eukaryota; Metazoa; Chordata; Aves; Anseriformes; Anatidae. The record is from RefSeq and is a predicted model, not a curated record. Bases 297 to 971 code for a protein of 224 amino acids. The transcript is spliced from 2 exons.